Messenger RNA from Pyrenophora tritici-repentis Pt-1C-BFP, 717 nucleotides. Lineage: Eukaryota; Fungi; Ascomycota; Dothideomycetes; Pleosporales; Pleosporaceae. The record is from RefSeq and is a predicted model, not a curated record.
AUGUCCUGCUCAUAUAUCGUAACUUUUCAAUCCGGAUUUUUUUCGAUACUUCAGCGCCACCCGUUCAUGGUAGCAAAUUCGGAAUCGGAUGGUCACGACUUCCAGUUACGUAUUCAGCCUAGAGCAGGCUUCACGAGUCGGCUUCUGACACGGAGCCUUGUUGGAGCAACGCAGCUUCGCGCUUUCGUAGAAGGACCUUACGGACAAGGAUUCGACCUGCGAGACUUUGGCACAGUAGUUCUAUUUGCUAGUGGGAUUGGAAUUGUUGGCCAUCUUGCAUACAUUCAAGAGCUCGUACACGACUACCGGCAGUCCAAGACCAAGACAAGGGAUCUUCUUCUGAUUUGGCACGUGGACAAUAAGUACCAGCUGGACUUGGUGUGGGAGUUCAUGAACAAUGUAUUAAGAAGAGACGAUCUUCCCACCGCCGCAAUGCGCCAAGAUACACAUGCACUAUCCGGAAGCGGAAAGAUAGACCGAUACUUGGGCGGUAGUAACACCAACGAAAGCCCAGGGAUUAUAGAUGUUUACAUCUACGGCGACUAUGAGAUAUUAGAUCAAACAGGACAUGCAGUACCAUACAAACGGGCAGGCAGUCGAAUCGCUGAGAUGAAAGGAAAGCCGGAUGUAAGGCAAAUUACUAGCGACGUGAUCAAGACAGGAGGAGGAAGACUCGCAAUCUGUGGUAAGCUUUUUGAUUUCUCAUCGCUACACUAA